AAAUUAUUAAAUAUAAAAUCGCCAGUGAAUCAAACAAGAUGUCCACGAAACUUUGUGCACUAGUUCUCCUCACGCUAACUAAAUUUUCACUACAGUCGAAUAAUGACAAUUUUGUCGUGGUCUCUACUACAGAACGCACUUCUCCACUAACCGAAAAUACCAACAAACUCGACGAAAUUCAAACCAAAUUAGCAACCCUGGAAGCUCAAAUCGCAAAACUCCAAAAAACUAUACAAUACAAAACUAAUCCAGAAACCAACACCUGCACUAAACACGUCCCGACAAACUGUAAAGAAAUCCAGAAACAAGGGCACAAUGUUUCUGGAAUUUACACCAUCCUACCCAAGUACGCAUUAGAACCCUUUAAAGUGUACUGCAACAUGCAAACUCAAGGUGGUGGCUGGACUGUCAUUAUGAACAGAUACGACGGAUCGCAGGACUUCUACUUAGACUGGAAGAGUUACAAAAAUGGGUUUGGUAAGCUGGAGGGCGAAUUUUGGCUAGGUUUGGAGAAAAUGCAUUUACUGACAGGAUACGAAUACAACGAGUUGCUCAUUGAACUGGUUGACUGGGACAAUAAACAACUCCACGCCCACUAUCAAAUCUUCAGAGUUGGAGAUGAAGUAGGCCAAUACGCGAUGGACACCUUGCGAGGGUACAGUGGUACCGCUGGGGACUAUUUCUCCAAGGAAGCUGGAAUGAAAUUUACGACUAAGGAUAGGGAUAAUGAUGUAGAUGCUACUGCAAAUUGUGCUGAUUGGUCGAAUGGUGGCUGGUGGUACCGUAACUGCAAAAGAGCUCAUCUGACUGGGAAACUUUUGGGGAAGACUUUUCCUCAGGCUGAUAUAUGGAAGAGAACGUACUGGAUUGCUCCAGAUGGAAGUAAUUACAGUUUGAAGGAAGUCAGGUUGAUGGUGCGACCAAUGCGACCCAAAUUUAUGGACAUUUAUUAAAACUUUUGACGAAAUUUUAUUAAUAAAGCGAUUUUUUGCUUG
Molecule: messenger RNA, 995 nt
Organism: Zophobas morio
Lineage: Eukaryota; Metazoa; Arthropoda; Insecta; Coleoptera; Tenebrionidae
Product: fibrinogen C domain-containing protein 1-A-like
Exons: 2
Coding region: 39-953 (304 amino acids)
Source: RefSeq, a predicted model, not a curated record